Messenger RNA from Lecanosticta acicola, 413 nucleotides. The record is from the annotation of a GenBank genome assembly. NCBI's taxonomy places the organism in Eukaryota, Fungi, Ascomycota, Dothideomycetes, Mycosphaerellales, Mycosphaerellaceae.
AUGUCUUUCCAGGACCCCAAGAAGACGUCGGCCCAUGACCAGCCCAAGAUCCACAAGAUCCGCAUCACGCUCACCUCCCGCAAGGUGCAGUCGCUCGAGAAGGUCUGCAGCGAGCUCAUCGAGCGUGCCAAGAGCAAGGAGCUGCGCGUCAAGGGCCCAGUCCGUCUUCCCACCAAGAACCUCAAGAUCUCUACCCGUAAGACUCCUUGCGGUGAGGGCUCCAAGACCUGGGACAUGUACGAGAUGAGGUAAGGACAUACAGAGAACGGAUAACAUGUGAAGGAAGCGGCUGAUGUGUUCUGUGCAGAAUCCACAAGCGCCUGAUCGACCUGAACGCACCAACCGAGGUCGUCAAGCAGAUCAUCAUCAACAUCGAGGCUGGUGUCGAGGUUGAGGUUACCAUCGCUGCAUAA